GGCACGGCCGGGAAGAUGAACGGGGCGUUGGAGCAUUCGGACCAGCCAGACCCGGAUGCCAUCAAGAUGUUUGUGGGCCAGAUCCCGCGCUCCUGGUCAGAGAAGGAGCUGAAGGAGCUGUUUGAGCCGUACGGAGCCGUCUACCAGAUCAACAUACUCCGAGACCGCAGCCAGAACCCUCCACAGAGCAAAGGCUGCUGUUUUGUCACGUUUUACACAAGGAAAGCUGCCCUUGAAGCCCAGAAUGCACUGCAUAACAUAAAGACCUUAACAGGGAUGCACCACCCUAUUCAGAUGAAACCUGCAGACAGUGAGAAAUCUAACGCGGUGGAAGACAGGAAGUUGUUCAUCGGCAUGGUGUCGAAGAAGUGCAACGAGAACGACAUCCGGGUCAUGUUCUCUGCGUUCGGUCAGAUUGAGGAGUGCCGGAUCCUCAGAGGGCCCGACGGACUGAGCAGAGGUGUGUGUCGCUCCGACUCACUUCCAUCCACACGAUGUGCGUUUGUCACGUUUUCCACCAGAGCUAUGGCACAGAAUGCAAUCAAAGCCAUGCACCAGUCUCAGACUAUGGAGGGCUGCUCGUCUCCCAUCGUGGUGAAGUUCGCCGACACGCAGAAGGACAAGGAGCAGCGGCGUCUGCAGCAGCAGCUGGCGCAGCAGAUGCAGCAGCUCAACAGUGCGACCACCUGGGGGAGCCUGACGGGCCUGGGCGGCCUCACCCCGCAGUAUCUGGCUGUAAGGAGAGCCGCCGCGUCGCCCACCUCCACCAUCACCUCCUCCACCCCUUACUGCAGCCCCAUGGCCAACGCCGCCGCAUUGCUUCAGCAGGCAACCUCCUCUGGAAACCUAGGAGCCUUCAGCGGGAUCCAGCAGAUGGCCGGUAUGAGUGCUCUGCAGUUGCAGAACCUGGCCACUUUAGCAGCGGCGGCGGCGGCGGCCCAAAACUCAGCCAGUCCCUCCACCGCAAACCCCCUGUCCUCCAACGCCGCCUCCCUGGGAGCGUUGGCCAGCCCAGCAGGCACCACAGCCAGCUCCAACGCCGGUGCCAUGAACUCUCUAACCUCUCUGGGCACCCUGCAGGGCCUGGCAGGCGCCACUGUGGGCCUGAACAACAUAAAUGCACUAGCAGGUAGCAUCAACAUUGCUCAAAUGCUCUCAGGUAUGGCGGCUCUUAACGGAGGCCUGGGCGGCGCAGGGCUUACCAACGGGACGGCGGGCACCAUGGACGCGCUGACGCAGGCUUACUCAGGGAUCCAGCAGUAUGCCGCCGCAGCGCUGCCCACCCUCUACAGCCAGUCCCUGCUGCAGCAGCAAGGGGCUGCUGGCAGCCAGAAAGAGGGUCCCGAAGGUGCCAACCUGUUCAUCUACCACCUGCCCCAGGAGUUUGGAGACCAGGACAUACUCCAGAUGUUCAUGCCUUUCGGAAACGUGGUCUCUGCCAAAGUCUUCAUCGACAAACAGACAAACCUUAGCAAGUGCUUCGGCUUCGUCAGCUACGACAAUCCAGUGUCGGCACAGGCAGCCAUCCAGGCCAUGAACGGCUUCCAGAUCGGCAUGAAGCGGCUGAAGGUGCAGCUGAAGCGCUCCAAGAACGACAGCAAACCGUACUGAUCUUAGCACUAGGGUCUAUCUGCUCCCCAUGUUAGCACUGCUAGGAACAACCCAUCUCCAUGCCUGUUAGCUCAUCGUUUGCCUAGCAUGUCUCCGUGGCGUCCCCCCCCAAAAAAAAACACUUUAAACAAAACAAAAACAAAAAAAGAUCCCCACCAAACAAAAAAAAGUGUCAUCGUCCUCCUCCCCCGUCAUUGUUUUUUCUGAUGUCUUUUCCGAGCUCACCUGAUCAUAACCUGGUUCUCCUCCUCCUCCUCCUCCUCCUCCUCCUCCGCCGCCUACUGACCUUUUGAACUUUGAACUUUUAGCUUUUUUGGACUUUUUUGAUUUUUAUGAUUAUUUUUUUCUCUUUUUUGUUUGUUUGUUUUUUUGCAUGUGACCUCAUUUGGAUCUGUUUUCCGGGAGGGUUUCAGGGAGGGAGUGAGGCGAUGAGGGAGGGGUGGGUAAGAAAAUGAAUCAAUGUGAAAAAGAUAUAAAGCUGCAUUCAUAUGAAAAACAAAAAAGACUGCGAUUUUUAUGGAAAAACAAAUGUUCUUUUUGGAGAAAAAAAAACAACAACCUGUGGCAAAGUGAUUUCCAUUCAGUAUGUUUUCUUGCAUUUUUGUUUUGUUUCUUCUUCUUCUUUAUGUCAGUUUUUCUUUUCUUUCUUUUCUUCUUCAUUUAAAGUAAACUUGAAAGUUCACCACAGGAAUUGGCGCGUCAUCUUGCUUCUGGCGCCGAUGAGAAACAGAGCGCGGGCCAGAAGCAGUCCGCGCCAGUUUCUCUGAGAAAUAAGACUACUUCCAAACAGUUUUGAGUAAAAACUGUCUGAUCAAUAUUAGACUCUCUCAGAGCUCUCCAAUGGUUUUUACAUUUUUCAGGCAGUGUAAAGUUUUUUGAUAAGGCCAUUUUAAGUGGCUCUGUUUCUCAUUCAAAGUCUAUAUAUAGAACCACUUUUUUCUAGAGUAGUUUAAAGGUAAAAAUAAAAAAGACAUUUGCCCUGUUUGGGUGGGAGAAAUGCUACCUACUUGUGUCACCUUUUGCUGAACUGACUCACAGAUAGACAAUCCGUGGUUUAAAUGCACAUGAUGAAAUGACCUAUAUUUUCUACUGUUUAAAUGUAUAGAGGAAAAAAAAAUACUAAGAUACCUGUAACCUGCGUUAACGUCGGUGCUUCUCGUGAGUUUAGUUGUGGUUUCAUCACAAGUCUAACGGUCUUAAAUGUUCUCAUGUUUUUCAAGAGAAGACUAAAAAAUCAGUUUACUUGAACAAUAGACAAAGCCUUUCAUAUUACUAUAAUAGUUACUUUGUUGUUUUUCUUUCGUUUAUUUUUUCUUCUUUUUUUAAGGAGUCCCUAUUUGCUAAAUUUCUUGUUGGUUAAUUAGCUAUAUAAAAUUCCUAAAAAUAUAUAUAAAUAUAAAUAUAUCUAUAUAUAUAUAUAAUGUCAGCUUGUGAAGCAUCAAUGUCAUUAUUAUUUUAUUUCUCUCGUGGGAAACAAUAUUUAGAUGUGUUUUGUUGUUCAGCAAAAUGUCUUAUAAAGAAAAAAAGACAAGAUCAGUGGAGUUUAGUGCCAAAUUCUGAAGGUACUUCCUGCCUAGCGCGUCAGUGUAUUUCUUGUGAAAUUAUUUGAUAACAUGGGUAUUUUAUUAUAAGUGUUUUGUAUGGAUCCCUCAUAUUUAAAAUAUAGAUUUAAAAAAGAGUUUGUUAACUUGCUAUUCUGUGGUCUUGUUGCCUGAAAAUGUCAUGUUUGCUUUUUUCUUUGUAAAGAUGUAAAAAAAAAAAAAAAAAAAAAAAGUGCCCAUGUGUCAUAUAUAUAUCUAUAUACACGCACACACGGACACACACACACACAUUCUCGUGCAGACCUCACAGUUUACUUUCUUGUUGUGCAUGAGAGCCCCUGAGUGUGAAAGCCUCUACAGCGACCGCUACCGCCCGCCAGCGUGCACGCGCACACUUUAAAAACACGCGCACACACACACAAGAAUCACGCACUGAUAUUUUUAGCCAUUGUACAGCCGUUUUAUUCAUCAAAGCCUUACCACAAAUCUUUGCACUCCUGUUCUCUCUCUAUUAGUAUCUCGCACACACAGACACAAACACAGACAUCAGGCUUCAGUAUGUAUUGUUUUGAUUGUGUUUCUCGCACACUGUCCCGCUCCUCAGCCGGAGAAAAAAAAAAUUGAGGUGAGAGUCAUACGCGAAGCCUUAUUUCUCCAAAUCCUCUUAUCCCCUUUGUUAGGUUCAAAACAUUUCUGAGUUGUAGCCGGCGCCGUUUGUCUCAGACGGCGAGGAUCAUUACUUUUUGUGUAUCACCUCAGACGGGCGCGCUUGCUUUCAUGAUGUAAGCACAGGGCAAGACUCGCUCAUUCACAAACCAGCCUCGAUCUUUUGAGGAAAAAGCACACGCCCGCCGUCGGACAGUCAAAAAAAGAGAGAGGCGGGACGGUCCGGAGCAAAGUUUUUUUACUCGUUUGAUUUCGCCGAUGAACUUAUCCUUUGACGUGUUUUUUAAGUGGUUGUUAAGACUUCUCCAUAUGUGAGUCUUGUGGUGUAAUGGGCCAAAAUCAUGUUUAGAUGCCAAAGUGUGUUAUUGACAUUCUCAUAGUCAAGCCGUUUACAUGGCACAGUGUUGUCAGUCUAUUCAACUGCCCCCGAUACCCCUCCCUGAAAGCCUAGUUUACGCUCUGCAAAAAAAAAAAAGGCAGCAUUAUUUUCUACAGAAGCUCACCAGUCGCCUUAACCAGGGAGCGUUGUACCAGUAUUAUAAGAGUAGAAGAUGUUGUCAAGUCAGUAAUGUGUGCCAAGUCUAGGUUCACCCUUUUGUGUACAGUUAACCUCCCACUCGUCAAAGUCUGGGUUUCGCUCUUCCGCCAUUUCGUCCGAUCGGAGGCCGGAGCUUGAGAAGCUGAAAUGGCCGUUUGUCCUCGCAGCGGUGAAGGAGGAGAGAAAAAAGGAGGCGCCUGUUUGAAGGAUGCCGCUCUCUCCGACUUGGUUGUUGUCUCCCAGGCUAACCGGGGUUAUUAGAAACAGGGCUAUGUGGAGAGACAUCUUAUUGGAAUAGCGACAGGGGAAAUAAAGCGCUUGUUGGUUGGAGAGGAAGGGUCACGUCCGCAGGUCCGCACAGGAAAAACAACAGCCACAGCCGAGAUGAAGGCAAUACAGCUUUCAUUAUCCACUCGAAGACCAAACCCAAUACCAAACUUUAUCUGAUCUCAAGAAGGGAGGCGAGCAGACUUUUUCCUAAAUGCAGUAUACACAUGAGCAGUGCCACAAACAGCCAUAACUACCUGUAUGAAAGCUGGACAAGACCAGUUCAAUCAGUGUUAACGGACCAGUUUUCUGAACCAGCGCGUGUGCAGGUUUUUUCACGUCGUAUAUAACCGCUGCAGCGUCAAACCCUUUGCAUCCGAGAACUACGAUUGCACAUCUUCACACCGUCACCUCGCUCUCGCACAAUUCGCACGACAACUUCUAUUCGUUAAGUGUGGAGGCUACAUCACCUGUGCCGUCGCAAAUGUCGACUCACGGCGCGCUACUUUAUACGGCUGUCUGCGUGUUUUCAGACAUUUUAACUGUCCCAAAAACUAUGUCGUAAAUUGCCAAAUCUCACCGAGUUGCACACAGCCCGACGUUGCACAGUCUAGUGUGAAGCAUCUUGUCUUUGUUUCAAUGUCGAAGCACAAGAGGGUCGUGGAAACAGAGUUUCUGUCGAGCGGCUCACCUCAGGGGCUGUCAUCGCCGAUGCUCGUUGUAAUCUUUCUAUCUUGUCACUGUUCACUUCUCUGUUCUCCUUCUUUCUUAAUUAUCUUAAGUGCUAUUUAUCAAACAAUGAAAUCUGAAAGGAAAAAAAAAUUGAACUUGUCGUUUCUUUGCAUUAUGGCUUAUGUCAAGUUUUUUGAGGAAAAAUGUUUUGUGUGUUCUCUCUUUCCGUGCCGUAAAAAAGAGCUUGUUGUCUGUAGAAAUUAUCCAAAUUCUUUUAAUUUUUUUUUAUUGUUUUCUUUGUUUCUUUCAAUUCUUCAAAAAGGUUUUCAGUAGUUUCAAAGUUAUUGUCUUGAGAGAAGCCAAAGUCAAUGCAUUUCAGUGGAUCCUGUAAGCGUGAUGUAUGUUUGUUUGACAACACUUCGAAAUCUGUCACUGGAUGGGAUUUAAAAAGUACAAAAAAUGCAGGCUUUCCUAUUUCUACAACUGAUUGUACUUAUGCAUUUUGUACCAGUGGAAUUUUUUAUACUGGAGAUUAAAGGAUACAACAAAAAAAUCUUAGAAAAAAAGCUGUCUGGCCUGGUGGUGUGGCCUGACUCUGACUGGUCCCCGAGUAUGAUUUCUAGCUGGCAUCAAGAAAGUUGGCUUUUGAUAUAAGAUUUUCUAGAAGAUCUUUGGCUUUAUUUCUUUCACUUCUUUUUCCUCACUUGAGUGUUGUUCUUUCUUUCUACCUUUCUUUCGUUCUUUCUUUGUUUUCCCGAAAAACAGAGGGUAGGUGAGUGUCAGAUCUUUUCGGUUUUGCUUUUUAAAUAGUUCUAGCAAGUUUGUCUAUACAACAGCGGUAAGUUUCAUUUGACUUCUGUAUUGUGCCGUCUACACGAUAAGACAAUUAUAGAAAAAGAAGGAAUAGAAAUAUUUAGUCACCUUCAGUGGAUUAAUGUAUUAGUUUAAUAAAGAGAUCAACUAAUUAGAAAUUUUUUGCUUUUAGCUGUUUAGAUUUUUCCGGUUUCUCUGUCCUUCUCUGUGAACUAACUGUGUAGCUGAAGCAGUCAGAAUUAUUUUUGUAAACGUAUGUUCUUGUGUGAUGCAGUUUUUUGCUUCUGUCUCCUAUAUUAAACCAUUUUUCCUAA
Messenger RNA from Dicentrarchus labrax (European seabass), 6422 nucleotides. RefSeq names its product cugbp, Elav-like family member 2 (gene celf2). Lineage: Eukaryota; Metazoa; Chordata; Actinopteri; Moronidae. The record is from RefSeq and is a predicted model, not a curated record. Gene Ontology annotation, molecular function: mRNA 3'-UTR binding. Gene Ontology annotation, cellular component: ribonucleoprotein complex; nucleus; cytoplasm. Bases 16 to 1611 code for a protein of 531 amino acids. Gene Ontology annotation, biological process: mRNA splice site recognition; regulation of alternative mRNA splicing, via spliceosome. The transcript is spliced from 13 exons.